Molecule: messenger RNA, 2160 nt
Organism: Prorocentrum cordatum
Lineage: Eukaryota; Dinophyceae; Prorocentrales; Prorocentraceae
Source: the annotation of a GenBank genome assembly
AUGCUUGCACGUGCCCCCGGUGCACAUUGCGACGGCGCGGGUGCUGCCGGAGCGGCCCAGGCCGGUGGGCGAGCUGGCGAUCAACCUGCACAAACAGGUGCGGAUCCUCUUGGAGCUGGUCGGCGCGCGCGGUCCGCAGCGGUCGCGGCGCUGGCCCGCGUCCAUGGCUGGCGUGGCCGACGCCGUCGGCAGCAGCCUGGGGGGCCUGUCGUUGGAGGAGCGGCGGAGCAUUCUGGAGACGCUAGACGUGCCCCAGUCGCCUGGAGGUCGUGGCGCGGGUGCUGCAGAGGCGCCUCGACUCCAGGGGCGGCCCCUCAGGCGCCUCGGCGGCCCCGGGCCGCCUGGUGGACGUGGGGGUCGGCGGGGCCGGCGCGGCCCCGGAGGAGGCCUCCGAGCCGGACCGCCUCGCGGAGCUGCUGGACCCUGCGGGCCCUGCAGCCCUCGAGCCCGGAGUGGCCGGGCCUGUGCGCGUACCUCGAGACCCUGGCGAGCCUGCCCUGGUCCCGGAGCUCCGGCGCCGGGCGCGGGCUCGGCCUGCGCGCCGCCCGCGCCGCGCUCGACGAGGACCACUGGGGGCUGGAGGCGGUCAAGAGGCGCAUCCUCGAGUUCCUCGCAGUCCAGAGGCUGCGGGGGAGCGCGAGCGGGCCGAUCCUCUGCCUCCACGGCCCCCCCGGCAUCGGGAAGACCUCGCUGGGGCGGUCGGUGGCGCGCGCGCUGGGCAGGCCGCUCGGCCGCAUCGCCCUGGGCGGCAUGCAGGACGAGGCGGAGUUGCGGGGCCACCGCCGCACCUACACCGGCAGCGCGCCCGGCGCGGUCAUCACGGCCCUGCAGGUCGCCGGCGUGAACGACCCCGUGUUGCUGCUCGACGAGGUGGACAAGCUGGCAAGGGGCGGCCCCUUCAACGCGGAGCCGGUGCUCCUCGAGGUGCUAGAUCCAGAGCAGAAUUGCGCGUUCAGGGACCACUACCUGAACGUGCCGUUCGACCUCUCGCGCGCGCUGUUCCUUUGCACAGCCAACGACACCUCCGCCAUGGACCGGCCGCUCCUGGACCGGCUGGAGCUCCUGGAGCUGCCCGGGUACACGGCGGAGGAGAAGGUGCACGUUGUGCGGAGGCACCUCCUGCCGAAGCUGCUGCGGCUCCACGCCUUGGCGGGCCCGGCGGCCGGGAGUGGCGCCGCCUCCGCUGCGGCACCCCAGGAGGGCGCCGCGCGGCUGCGGCUGACGCCGGAGGCCGUCGACGGCCUCAUCGCCGGCUGGACCCGCGAGGGCGGCGUGCGGUCGUUGGAGCGCGUGCUCGCGCGGGUCUGCCGCUGGGCCGCGCUGCGGCUGCACGGGGUGGAGCCAGGUGCCGGUGGAGCCGCGGCAGAGGAGGCGCUCGCCGCGUGCGGGCCCGACCAGUCGGGCUGCCUCACGGUGGACGCGCCGCACUUGCCGCUCCUCGUCGGGCCCAGCUGGCAGCCGGCUCCCGGCUGCCCCGCCGUGGGCACCGCCGUGGCGCUGGGCCGCGCGGCCGCGGGGGCGCUGCCCUUCCGGGUGGAGGCCGCCCGCUGGGGCGGGGCCGGCAGGGUCACGGUCACCGGGGCCGCCACCGGGGCCGUUGCGGAGAGCGUGGCGGUGGCCGUCUCCGUGGUGCAGGGAUGGUACCGCCCCGCGAACGGCGAGAGCAACGCACCCCGGGCCGUCCGCGAGCACGCGAGCUUCGACGGAAGCCGCGACCCCCUCGGCGAACUGGACGUCCACGUCCACUUCCCCAACGCGGGCCUCCUGAGGGACGGUCCGUCGGUGGGCCUUCCCGUGGCCCUCGCGCUCCUCUCGGUGCUGCUGGACCGCCCGCCGCGGGCGGACGCCGCCUGCGCCGGGGAGGUGGCGCUCCGGGGCAGCCUGUUACCGGUGGACUGCGUCCGCGACAGGGUGUCCGCCGCGCACCGGGCUGGUAUCCAACACGUGGUGCUGCCGAGGGGAAACCGGCGCCACGUGGAGGAGGAUGUGCCGUCGCAGGUGUUGCAGGCCACGCAGGUUCAUUACCCGACCUCCAUUGCGGACGCGGUAGACUGGAUGUUUUUGGGGGAGCAGGUGCCCCGCUGGGACGACCACGCCAGCUCCGCGCGAGAGGAGCCGUGUGGUGGCGUCGUCACCAGAAUUCAAGCAUCGCGCUUGUAG